Messenger RNA from Spodoptera frugiperda (fall armyworm), 2000 nucleotides. RefSeq names its product calcium-binding mitochondrial carrier protein SCaMC-2 (gene SCaMC). Lineage: Eukaryota; Metazoa; Arthropoda; Insecta; Lepidoptera; Noctuidae. Gene Ontology annotation, molecular function: ATP transmembrane transporter activity; calcium ion binding. Bases 214 to 1638 code for a protein of 474 amino acids. The transcript is spliced from 7 exons. The record is from RefSeq and is a predicted model, not a curated record. Gene Ontology annotation, cellular component: mitochondrial inner membrane. Gene Ontology annotation, biological process: transmembrane transport.
GUGCAUGUGUGAGUGUGCGUCUGUGUGCGGCAGUGCGGCAGCAAGUAGCUGUCAAAUAACUAGUGGAUGAAAAACGAGUUCACUUUUUUCCUAUAAAAAUGAUUUCUAUUACGUUAAUAGUUUAGUUUAGAGUUAUGUACGCCUUUAAAUACCCGUAUGAAAAUAUUUUAACUUGUUAUUUAACAAGCAGUACUUACGUUGACUACAGAAACCAUGGUUCAGUUGCAUCCACCGUUGCAACUCGAGGAAAUACCAAAAGAAGACGAAGAAAGGCUAGAAAAAUUGUUUUCUAAAUUAGACACCGAUGGAAAUGGAAAGAUCGACAUCCACGACCUGUCCGUCGCCCUCAAGGAGUUGGCUCCGCACAUCAACCGCAGUUAUGCAGAGAAAUUCUUGGCAAAGCCUGGCUGGAAAGAUGGCGGUGACGUCACCAUGUCCGAAUUCAUGCACUACGUGCGCGAACACGAGAAGAACCUUAGGCUCCAAUUCUCUCACCUUGAUAAGAAUCAAGAUGGGAAAGUGGACUUGGAGGAGCUUAUAUCCGCAUUCGCAGACAUGGGCAUUGCGGUUGGGAGAAACGAAGCAACUAAUUUAUUGAAGAGGAUGGACCAGGAUGGCAGUCUCACCAUCAGCUACGACGAAUGGCGAGACUACAUGCUUCUGGCGCCGGCCACCGACAUCCACUCGCUCAUACACUUCUGGAGACAUUCUACCUACUUGGACAUUGGCGAGGACAUGAACGUACCCGAUGACUUCACCCAAAGUGAGUUGCAGACGGGCAAGUGGUGGCGACAUCUAUUAGCCGGAGGCAUCGCAGGAGCAGUCAGCCGGACCUGCACGGCUCCAUUAGAUAGACUCAAAGUAUUUCUACAGGUUAACCCAACAAGGGAAAAUAUGAGUGGAUGUUUAAUAAGAAUGAUAAAUGAGGGUGGUAUUAGCGGCUUAUGGCGAGGUAAUGGCAUUAAUGUAAUUAAAAUAGCACCCGAAUCGGCCUUGAAGUUUGCUGCCUAUGAACAAGUGAAAAGACUUAUAAAAGGAGACAGGAGAGCCAAUCACCCCUUGGAAAUCCAUGAGCGUUUUGUAGCUGGCGCAAUGGCGGGUGCGAUGGCCCAAACUGUGAUCUAUCCACUAGAGGUGUUGAAAACAAGAUUAGCUUUAAGAAGGACGGGCCAGUACAGCGGGAUACUGGACGCUGCAAGAAAAAUAUAUUUAAGGGAAGGGCUUAAGUGUUUCUACAAAGGAUACAUUCCAAAUAUAUUGGGCAUAGUACCAUACGCUGGCAUUGACCUUGCCGUCUACGAGACACUGAAGAAGAAGUACAUAAGCAAAUACCAAACUCACAACGAGCAGCCAGGCAUGUUACUUCUACUAGCGUGCGGCAGCGCCUCCUGCACGCUCGGACAAGUCUGCUCAUACCCUCUGGCACUCGUCCGGACGCGAUUGCAAGCUCAAGAGAAAGCAGCACAUGGCGCGGAGGGCACAAUGCGCGGUGCGUUCCGCGAGAUAGUCCAACGCGAGGGCUUGAGGGGUCUAUACCGAGGCAUCACUCCGAACUUCAUCAAGGUGAUCCCGGCCGUGUCCAUCUCGUACGUGGUGUACGAGUACGCGAGCCGGUCUCUCGGCGUGAAUAUGACGUGAUCGCGCCGCAGGCCCGCGGCUGCUGACGUCACGCGGCCGGCACGCGACAUCCCCGUCGCGACCGUUCCGCCCCAACGCUCGAGCUCAAACUCGCAUCACAUUCUAAUUUAAGCAUAUUAGCAAAUUGCAUUUCGUUGUACAUAGCUCUUGUGCAUGUUACGUCAUAUUUAUUCUGUGUACGUACGUGACAUAUUCCAAUUUAUUUAAUUAUUUCGAAAGGAUAUUGUAAUCGUUUAAGCUUGUAAUUGUGUAGCGAACCAUUGGUUGCAUUUGGUGGUAUAAAUUGAGGUGGAUAGAGUAAACGACACCGACCAGAAGUCGGUCACACAACCUGUGAUUACAAUAAAUUAUGUAUUUUUUUA